Molecule: messenger RNA, 1977 nt
Organism: Camelina sativa (false flax)
Lineage: Eukaryota; Viridiplantae; Streptophyta; Magnoliopsida; Brassicales; Brassicaceae
Product: pentatricopeptide repeat-containing protein At2g48000
Molecular function (GO): protein binding; mRNA binding
Source: RefSeq, a predicted model, not a curated record
AAACCUCUCUCUCUCUCUCUCGACGGUGUGGUUCCAAUCUUACGAACAAGCAACGGUGAUCGGUGGAUGGAAGAAGAGGUGCGUAUGUCGCGACUUGGGAUCUCGAGCUCUCAAUCACUCAAGUCUCCAUGAAGAAGCGCAUGUGGAGAAUCUCACUGAUAACCCAAAUCUCUGAUCUGCUGUGCCUAUCUCGCGGCUCUUCUUCAACAUUGAAGACUCUGACCCCAUUCUCCUUUACCCUCUUCAGGUCCCCUAUACACCCUCCCUUCCAUCAAUCCUCUGAUUUUACUUCCGGCUUGAAACACCAAUUGUUGCGCUACUCUCACGAUUCCGAUAAGGUUGCUACUGUUUUGGAGUCGACCAAAAUCCAAGGCGCCGCAUUUGUUGAGCUCCUCCGCCAGUUACGUCCGUGGCCCGUUUUGUCUCAAGUGGUCUUCGACUGGAGAAGAAACAAGGCACUACGCGAUGGGGUUCCUAUGACUGCUGAUGAAUACGCCAAGGGUAUUACUAUUUCUGGUAGAUUGAAGAAUGUGGAUAUGGCCCUUUCCUUGUUUGACGAGUCUGCAAAGACAACCUCCGUCUACAAUGCUUUGAUGGGUGCUUACAUGUGGAAUGGUUUGGCUGAUCAAUGCAAGCAGCUCUUCCUUGACUUUGAAGCUCAAGAAGAGCACUCUACCCCAUCAGUCUCAACUUAUAACAUCCUCAUUUCAGUUUAUGGCCGUUUGAUUAUGGUUGAUCGAAUGGAAGCAGUUUUCCUCCAGCUUCAACAACUCAAAAUCCUUCCCGAUUCCAGCACCUACAACAACUUGAUCGCUGGGUAUAUCUAUGCUUGGAGUUGGGAUAAGAUGGAAUCAACUUUUCAGAUCAUGAAGCAUGGCGGCCUCGUCAAGCCUACCCUUGCCACUUACUUGCUGAUGCUCAGAGGGUAUGCAAACUCGGGUAAUCUGGUUCGGAUGGAGGAAAUGUAUCAAGCUGUGAAGCGUCACGUUGACAGGAAUGAGAUUAAGUUGCUCGAGUCCAUGAUAUGUGCAUACUACAGGAGUUCAGACAAGGAUAGGAUCAGAAAAAUCAAGACUUUAUGUAAGCUUAUUCCCAAGAAAAGUUACAAGCCUUGGUUGUAUGUGCUCUUGAUACAGCUCUAUGGACAAGAUGAUAAUCUACACGCCAUGGAGAACUUCAUAGACCAGGCUAUUACAAAAGGGCUCCAGAUAGAGACAGAUGGGAUUAUGAGAUCCAUUGUGGCAAGUUACUUCAGGUGCAAUGCGGUAGAUAAGCUUGCCAAAUUCGUGCAGCGUGCUCACUCUGCUGGAUGGAGAAUGAGCAGGUCGAUGUUCCAUGGCUUAAUGCUCAUGUAUGGAACUCAAAAGCGUUUUAAAGAGAUGGAAAAUGCGCUCUCUGAAAUGGAAAGUUUUAACAUAAGCCGGUCCAAGAAGACUCUUUGCAUUCUGCAUAGAGUAUACGCAACGCAUGGACAGGAACAUAAGGUCAAUCAAGUCGCAGGAAUGAUGUUAAAGCAUGGACAUGAUUUCCCACGAGAGCUACCUGAAGCUAUAACUGUCCCUGCAUCAGGAACGAUGUAGCAAUUUUCAGAACCUCAUUGUUGACUUCACAUACCUUGCAUGUUAGCUCAGCUGGGCAGUAUAGUGAAACCCGAUAAGAAUCUCUCAGCAGUAGAGUAGGAAUUAUGGGAAAAUAGGAUACAUAAUUGAAAUGUUGGAAGAGAGAUGAGUACCAGCAGCAUUAUGUUAGGAAGGAUUGUCUGCAUUACUCUCUCACAUCCAGAGGGAUUCGAUUAGCAAAGGAAUUAUUAAACCAUUGUUGAAAGAAGAAGUUAAUAUAUGUCUCCAUUGGCAGAUGUUUGUUGGUUGUAUACAGUGUAAGUUGUUAUUUUGUCAUUGUCUUUCUGUUGAUAGGUAUCAAACAGCUUCCUUGUUUGCUUGAUUCUUUCAUUAAUACAACAAAUAGUGUUUGUGAGAA